Molecule: messenger RNA, 627 nt
Organism: Rhizophagus irregularis DAOM 181602=DAOM 197198
Lineage: Eukaryota; Fungi; Glomeromycota; Glomeromycetes; Glomerales; Glomeraceae
Source: RefSeq, a predicted model, not a curated record
AAUAUAAUUUGGCAAUUUGUUAUAUGGAUGGAAUAGGCACACAAAAAGAUAAAGAAAAAGCAUUUGACUUGUUUUUAGAAUCUGCUAUUCAACCAUAUAAAUCUACUGUUAGAAGUAGGUUGAGGCGUAUAUUUAAAAAUGAUUUAGAAUCUGCGAUAUCAAAUAAUUCAAUAGCACAAUAUAGGGUAGCACAAUAUAGGGUAGGAUGUCAUUUUCAAUCUGGAAAAGGAGCGAAAAAAAAUAUAAUAAGGUCAUUUAAAUGGUAUUUAAAAUCAGCUAAAAAUGGAUAUGUAAAGAGUCAAAUUUGUGUGGAUCUUGUUAUGAAUGUGGUAAAGGAACGGACAAGAAUGAAAUAGAAGCGUUUAAAUGGUAUUUAAAAUCAGCAGAAAAAGAUGUAAAGAGUCAAAGUUACAUAGGAUAUUGUUAUCUAAAAGGUUAUGGAAUAGAUAAGAAUGAAACAAAAGCAUUUAAAUGGUAUUUAAAAUCAGCUAAAAAUGGAGAUGCAAUGAGUCAAAAUAAUGUGGGAUAUUGUUAUGACCAUGGGAUAGGAAUAGAUAAGGAUGAAACAAAAGCAUUUGAAUGGUAUACAAAAUCAGCUAUUAAAGGAUGUAAUGAUGGACAAUAUAA